Molecule: messenger RNA, 396 nt
Organism: Haemonchus placei
Lineage: Eukaryota; Metazoa; Nematoda; Chromadorea; Rhabditida; Trichostrongylidae
Source: the annotation of a GenBank genome assembly
AUCGCCGUUAUCGUGGCUUCAGCCACAGCCUCGACUGCAAACGAAAAACUCAUCAAAUGUUGUCAUGGUGAUCCUCAAAUCGAUCGUGCAUGUGCUGCAAAAUACUGCCAGAUUCCAAGCAUCGUUCCUCAAAUGGUAAUCCCGUUCAUACUUGAGUGUGCCCCCAAAGGGCUUACAGUGCCCCAUGUAUGGGACUGUGUCUCAUCCAAACAGGACCACACAGCAUGUUGCCUGAAGCAGGGCGUGAAUCCUCAUUGCUUACCGUACUGUAAUGCCGUGGGAACGGUUCCAACCGACAUGCUCAAGUACGGUGUCUGUGUAGCUGAGUUCGAGAAAUUUCGCGUAUGUUUCCGUACCUACCUCAAGCAUCACCCAUCUAUAAGAGGAGAUACAUAA